Acanthaster planci (crown-of-thorns starfish) is the source of this 5109-nucleotide messenger RNA. RefSeq names its product monocarboxylate transporter 13-like. Gene Ontology annotation, biological process: monocarboxylic acid transport; transmembrane transport. The record is from RefSeq and is a predicted model, not a curated record. Lineage: Eukaryota; Metazoa; Echinodermata; Asteroidea; Valvatida; Acanthasteridae. Gene Ontology annotation, molecular function: monocarboxylic acid transmembrane transporter activity.
UAGGAGUACCACUGCAGUACUGGCAUUGUCUGUUGAGAGUCGGUUUAAAAGUGUCCGGGCGAUGUUUUCAGUGGAGUUUAUAAAUAAUCAGUCCUGUUUUAACAUCAUUUCAUUUUUCAAUCCCGACAUUCAUUCUUUUUAUUGGUGCCGUUUGAAGGGCAUAGUUGUGAUAUUUAUUAAUUUUAUUCUGAUGCAAUUUGCAUAAUGAACAUAAGUGUGAUGUCACUCAAGGCACCGAAAACCACUAACGUUUCUUAAAGGUCAAUCUGCACUAGAUUUAACUGGAACUUUUGGGGGUUUUAUUGUCGUAAAUUUGGUUUUCAAAGUUUGGUUAUUCGGUGGUGUUUCAAAUUUAUGCAGUUCUUGAUAUUAUCCCAUAAAGGCAACUAGUAUAAUGGGCAACGUUUCCUUACAAACAUUUUGACGGAGCUCGACUUAUCCCCGGUUCCCAAUUUCGACAGAAAUCCCCCAAGCUGAGCAGUGUCUUCCCGUAAUGACAUCACAACAAUGCCACCCUCACUUGUCAGGAAAAGCAUGAAUGAAGCAUUUUGGAUUCUUUUAAAGGCACACUCGAUCCUUCUUGAGGACACCCAAAAAGGAACGCGUUUCGUCGUAUGUUAGAGGAAUGAAUUUCGCACAAAACAUGUUCCCAAAUAAAACUCAUGGCGUCGACUCUUUGCAAGUAAAAUAUUUAUCCCUGAGAAAAGCAACCAAAUAAAUGGCAUGCGGCAAUGACGAUUGCAUUCAGGUUCAGAAGUCCUAUGAGAAUAGGAAAUCUCAUCGAAAAUGUCUGGCAUCACCAUUUGUACAACAUAAAUUAAUGGGUCCCUGCAUGCGUAGGGCCGCAAAGUCAAGAUGAAGACCUGAAACUGAAGGCUUGUUUACAGAUACUGCGGGCCCGAUGCAUGCAGUACGUACAUGUGCAUGUACAGUACUUCCCCGUAGAUUUGCCCAUACUAAAUUGUGACUAUAGGCCAUAAACGUCAAAUGCACACAAGCCCAGGGACACGGGGCUGUUCAGAUACCGGCAUCCAGGGUAGGGUCACUCGGAAGUACGACCACAUCCGAGAGUUGGUGUUGACACUCAUGCAUUGAAAGGAGAAAAAAGACACACAAAUCAAACAACGCAGAAACCAGGAAGCAGUGAUCUAUUACCUAGUAAGUGUCACACGAUUUUUAUCCUCUUUCAAUGGCGUCCAUUUGAAAACCUACUCCGCUUUUCCUGCUGCGCAACCUUUUUUACAGCUCCAUGAGCGAGCCUACCCUGUGACGGUGUAUUGCGGAUCUGCUUGGGCUCUCAUUUAAUAAUUAUGCGUUGGUGUAAUUCCGUCUACGGCCGCGUGCACUCACUCGGAAAUCGUUUCGGCAGACGUGGACUGCGGAAUUCCACCAGGUCAUUCAACAAAUUGGCCUACAGCGGCACGGGGUUCGUACAAUGCUGUAGAGGUAGCACUUUGCUCACCGUACUUGUUUCUGUACACUAACUCAGGGUAUUUGUAAAAUCAUAUUGAAAUCAGAAGAAUAGGCUCUGUUAGGGCUAAUCGAAGUGAUACGCGGCGAGGUCAGACAAGAUGGCGGCCGCUGACAAGAGCUCCCCGGCCAAGGAGGGUGGCCGCAGGGGUGUGGUGAUCGUUCUCGCGGGACAUGUCAACAUGGCGCUGAUGCUGGGCCUUCAGCGAUGCUGUGGCGUGCUGUACCUGAGCUGGCAGAGUGAGUUCAACACUACCGCCAGGGAAACAGCGGCCGUCCAGAGUUUGUUGUCGUCUUUCUCGUGCUUCAGCGUAUUUCCGGGCGGACUUGUAACGCGGCGCUUCGGUGCUCGGGUCUCGGGAAUGAUCGGCGGAUUACUGAUAGCUCUUGGACUUUUCUGUAGCUGCUGGGUGAGCGACAUCAAACAGCUUUACAUCGCAGCCACGACUACAGGCUUUGGUCUGGGAUUUUCCUUUACGUCAGUGAUUGACGCCGUCGCCACGCACUUCAAGACGAGAUACAAGACCGCCCACGCAGUGGCAUACUCCGGAAUGGGGACGGGAAUCAUAGCUCUGCCGCCUCUCCUGCAACUUCUCGUGGACAGCUAUGGGUGGAGGGGAGCCGUGCUGAUCCUUUCGGCCAUAAUGGCGGACAUUAUGGUAUGCUGCGCCCUUUUCCAGCCCCCUGCUCGGCGGAAUCCGGGGUCGCCCCGUCGCCAGAUCAAACAGCCAGGGGCAGGCCUGGGCUGUAGUGACGCAGAUGCCUCGGGCUCGAGUAAGAAAGACUGUGAGAUUCGCCAGGGCGACGGAGCCGCUGCGGAAGCCGGCCCCGUUCCGGGGGAGUCGCUUUUGGAGACUUCGCCUGGACUAAAAGAUGGAGAGGGUGACACCCAGGAAUGGAUAUUACCAACCCACAGAGAGACAGUUAAUCCUAAAGCUAGUCUGUGGAAGAAGGUGUCCGCGUUCUUGGGACUGAGUGUCUUUGUCAAGAGCUACCGGUUCACUAUGUUGUGUCUCGUGCAGACGGAGGUGAACGCACCGUACACGGGGUUCAUCCAGUUUAUUAUUCCACGGGCGGAGAGCACUGGUGUGUCGCCCUCUGCGGCCGCCUUCCUCAUCAGCCUCCUGGGCAUCGGGGGCCUGCUGGGCCGCCUGGGCAACGGGCUGCUGAUCAGCUGGAAGGUGUCGGCCGAGACGGUCAUCACCAUCUGCUUCCUCUCGGCCAGCCUGUCGUCUCUCCUGCCCGUCCUGGACGGCUACGCCUGGCUGGCAGCCGCCUCCUUCGUGCAGGGCUUCACCGUCGGGGCUUUCCACGCCAUCCAGAUCGUGCUGAUCCGGCGGUACGUGGGCCUGACCAGGCUCGUUCUCAGCACGGGCCUGUGUCACCUGGUCGUGGGGAUCGGGGUGCUUAGUGGACCCGUAAUAGCAGGCUGGUUGUUUGACGUCACCGACAGCUACAAGACGAUCUUCUAUGUACUGGCAGGAAUGUACGGCGCCUGUGCGUUGCAGAUGUUGCUUUUUCCCAUGUUGAAACGAGCAGAGCCCGGAAUUGUCGUCCAGCCGUGGGACGAGAUAACCGCCUCCGUGCUCAUCCCAUGGAACAAAAGCACUGGCCUGCAAGAUGGCAACCUGUUCUAUAUUGGACUCUGUACAGCAACUGUACCAAAUGUUUCGGUUGGAAACUUCAACUUUGCCACUCGAAAAACCGAAACAUAUCCGCGAGGAAUUACCGCAUUGCUGCUGUCAUUUGUAGGGAGGAUCUGCAGUGUGUCAAACAUGGCCAAACCGUCACAUACGGGGCGGCGGACAGGGCGUGGAGCAGCGGAAGAGCCGCCGGAAGGUGGCCGGAGCAUAGUGGUGGUCAUCGCGGCUCACCUCGUCUUGGCGAUCGUGCUGGGUCUCGUGCGGAGUGCAGGUGUCUUGUACCUGAGCUGGAAGGAAGACUUCGACACCAACGACAAAGAAACAGCAGUGGUUCAGAGCAUCCUGUCCUCCAUGUCAAAUUUCGGUUGUCUCUUUGGCGGACCCUUGACGGAGCGAUUCGGCAGCAGGGUCUCAGGGAUCAUUGGCGGUACUCUGACUUGCAUCGGUUUCUUCUGCAGCUGUUGGGUGACCGACAUAGUUCAGCUCUACUUGACAAUGUUUGUAGCCGGAACUGGCAUGGGCAUCUGCUAUAAUUCACUUGUAGUCGCAGUCGCAAUGUACUUUAAGAGGAAGUACAAAGUAGCCAAUGCCUUGAUGUCGUCCGGCUGUGGAACAGGGAUCAUGGCUGGUCCGCCGCUUAUCCAAGUUCUCCUAGAACACUACGGUUGGCGGGGAACCUUGCUGAUCGCAUCUGCCAUAGCGGCAAACAUCAUCACACUUUGUGCACUGUUCCGCCCGAUUCGAGCGCCAAGAAAAACCCCGUUGCGGAUGGCCUCGCGGUAUGAGGGAGAGACCCCACGCAAAGGUGUUGCAAAUGAUAGACGAAAUAGCGAUGAGGAUUCUGGCCGUGAUGUCGGUGCGCUCGAGGUUGAAGGGGCGCAUACAGUGCAUGGUCCUCAUUCGAAAAGCAGGACGCGUCACGUCUCUCUCAAAAUGGUAUCCAAGAACUGCAAUCCAAUUGUAAAUUUAAUGAGAAGGUUGUCAGUUUCUUUCGGUUUUCAGCUUUUGGUGAAAAGCUACCGCUUUGCAUUGCUGUGCACCCUCCAGAUUUUGUACUACUGCGCAUACAUGGGGUUCUUGCUUUACCUCGUUCCCAGAGCGCAGAGCUUGGGUGUGGCGCCCUCUAGUGCCGCCUUCUUGCUGAGUAUAUUAGGUAUCGGGAGCUUGCUCGGUCGACUGGGACACGGAGUGUUUGUCAGCUGGAAGAUAUCAGCCGAGCACGUGACCGCCAUCUCCAUGGUGAUAGCCGGUAUAUCGCUACUGAUCACGGGCCUGGAGAGUUACUACAGUUUCGCCAUAGCGUCAUCUCUCCAUGGAUUUGUGAGUGGGUACUUUUCCGCCGUAGUGCUCAUUCUAAUCCGCCAUUUUGUUGGCGUGAAACAAAUGGCUGUUGCUUCAGGAAUCAAUCAGAUUUUUGUCGGGCUGGGCACGGUAAUCGGGCCAAUCGUAGCUGGUGCUAUUCUGGACUUGACCUCGUCUAACUACCAGGCGGUCUUCUACAUUCUCAGCACGGCCUACUUUAUCUGUGCUGCUCUAAUGUUCCUCUUGCCAAAGCUGAAGAGGGUGGAACCGGGCGAGAACGUCGAACCUACCGACGUUUGAAGGAACAAGCAAGGCUUGUGGGGCACAAUAAUUUCAUUGUGAACACUGAUUAAUCAUGCGUUCUCAUGGUUGAAAGAAAGUUCAGCCUCGGAGCAUACGUUUCUUGAUAAUGUUGGUCAUAAUCUUGUGUGAUUAAUGUCAUGCUUUCAGAUGGUUUGACUCGUCAUGCUUUUUGUGUACCAGUAUUAACGACGUGUUGUCAGAAUGUAUAUUAAACAUUCCUGCGUUUGGGCGUACCUUCAGCACUCUGUGGCAGAAGUGGGAAGAUAUUUUUAAUAAGGGAAUAAAUGUGUGCUUGGCCAGUCUUAAAUGUGCCUGACCGGCUGAGGAGAAUGGACGCAAUCAAUGCCCGAGUCUCAGGGGAGGGCAUAUCAGCGUUCAGUCUCCUAAGCCC